Molecule: messenger RNA, 652 nt
Organism: Lottia gigantea (owl limpet)
Lineage: Eukaryota; Metazoa; Mollusca; Gastropoda; Lottiidae
Exons: 4
Coding region: 32-520 (162 amino acids)
Biological process (GO): mitochondrial electron transport, cytochrome c to oxygen
Cellular component (GO): mitochondrial envelope
Source: RefSeq, a predicted model, not a curated record
CUUUCUCAUUGAUCACUGGAUUUUCGGCAAGAUGGCUGCGCUAUUACCAAGAGUAGUUUGUAAUUUAAUGCGCCGAUCUGUAUUAUAUCCAACCUAUACAGCCCGCAGAUGCAUGUCGGAUUUUGAUGCCGAAUUUAACAAUCACGAUGGAAAGAAGUUGGCACGUUCCGAAAACAUGGCUGAUUAUUUAGGUCAUUCAUCUGGUAUGGAAAGAGCCGAGUUGAUCACUGAGGCUGAAGGAUUUGAUCACAAGAUGGAUGGUACAACUUAUGAGAAUAAUGUGAUGAGAUUUGAUGAGGCAUCACCAUAUGGAAAUGGAACUUUAGCUAAACCUUUUAAAGUAUAUUGUGUUGAUCCAUGGAGGCAUGUAGAAUGUAUAUGUUCAGAAGAAGACGGUACAUUUAGAUACACUUUUUUGACAGAAGGACAACCCGCUAAAUGUUACUGUGGAUUCUGGUUUAACUUGGAAAGAAAAACAAUACAAGAAUUUGUUCCUACUCCAGAAGAUGUACAUCAUUGAUCAGUGCUAAUAGCAUAUCUUGGAAAAAGCAAAUUGUAAUUUAUAGUUAAUAUUUGAAAAUGUCAUUUGAGUUUUACACCGGAAGAAAUAAUUACAAGUGUGUCAAAUCAUUAUUAAAUUUUAUUCCUUAUU